Molecule: messenger RNA, 2918 nt
Organism: Bacillus rossius redtenbacheri
Lineage: Eukaryota; Metazoa; Arthropoda; Insecta; Phasmatodea; Bacillidae
Gene: stai
Exons: 8
Coding region: 570-1484 (304 amino acids)
Biological process (GO): neuron projection development; regulation of microtubule polymerization or depolymerization; microtubule depolymerization
Cellular component (GO): cytoplasm; neuron projection
Molecular function (GO): tubulin binding
Source: RefSeq, a predicted model, not a curated record
AAGUUCAGGGCAAGUUCAGUGCAUUGUCGAAACGUGUUCGAAACAAAUUUGCGGACUUACAAAAAUAUAUUAUGUUAAUAAUUAUUUAUUGAACAGUACAAUUUCAUUUGUUGAUGAUAAUUUUCUAAGGAGACUAUUGAAUAAACCGUUCUUGGUCAUGACAAGUGUUCUGAAAAGCUUGUCGGGAAUUCUGCUAAAGGGAGUGGGAAGUCAAUUUGAAUUCGCGGGGAAUGGACCAAUCAUAAUCCAGUAUUUUGAAACAGCCAAUGAGAAAAUUUGUUUGGUCGCUGUUCAUCUCUUUGCCUUACCGUUCACUUUGUAAACUUUAUAAAAGCGAGGGAACUUUCAAUACAUGACGAUUGCUAAAGUUCUGCUUGUGUUAGACGGUUUCAAGUUUUGUUGGGUGUUAUUUUGGUGGUGUCAUUCUGCGUCGAGUGUUUAGCGACCCCGCAGCGCCGCCAGCAAGCAGCAGCAGCAGCGACGACCCCCGGUGUCCUCCGCCUGGCUUUGUCGUCGACUCCACUCCCGUCCGGAAAGCCACCAGCUGAAGAACGCACACAUCCGCCGCCAUGUCAGACGUCGAGCGCGCCGACGCCGAAGCAACUGAAAUCAAGCUGAAGGAGAAGUCUAAAGGAGGUCUGGCGUACGAGGUGAUCUUGGCCGACCCUGUAACAGUCACGCCGCCUAGAAGGCCCUCUUCGCCCAACAGCAAGAAUGUAUCUGUCGAAGAUAUUGAGGACAAGUUGAAAGCUGCUGAAGAGAGGAGACAGAUUAUGGAGGCUACCAAGAUGGCACAGUUGGCAGCCAAGAUGUCUAAGAUUGAGGAAGCGUCCAAGAAGAGGGAUGAGCUGGAAAGCGUGUUCAUCUCCCAGACGCGGGAGGCACUGGAGCAGAAGAUGGGCACCCACGAGGAGAAGAGGGAGGUGUACAUAAGUGAUCUGCGAUCAAAGCUGAAGGAUCACUUGGAGAGCGUGGAGAAGACUCGGGCAGCCCUGGACCAGCAGACGGAGGAGGUGAGGAACGCGGUGGAGGAGAAGUUGAAAAGCGCCGCCGCCCAGAGGGAUGAGAACCUGAAGAAGAUGCUGGAUCGCCUGCGGGAACACGAGGAGUCUGUGAAGCGCGUGCGCUCCACCAUGGAGGACAAGGUGGCUCAGCUGGAGCAGCAGAUCCAGACGCGGCUGUCGCUGGCCGAGGUCCGGCGCCAGGCCAUCGAGCAAGAGCAGCGCGAGAAGCUGCGUGAGCACAACGUGGUGAAGCUAGCAGAAGUGCGCCAGGCUGUAGAAGGUAACGAUAUCCUGAAGAUAGAGAAAACGGCCAAGGAGCUGCAAGACAGGUUGGAGGUCGCUGAAACGAACCGCGGGAAGGAAAUCCAGAAGAAACUAGAGAAAUUGAAGGAGAGCGAGCGCCGUGCCGAGAUGGUGCGCCAGAACAAGGAGCGACUUGCCUCCCAGUCGGAAGAGCAGCAGACCGCAUCCUCUGGCUAGUCGCCUCCUCGCUGCCGUCGCUCAACCCCUUUUCUCCCCUCUUGAACCCCUUCCGAGCAAGGAGCAUACAAAAAGCUUUUUUCAAAUCAGCCGCUUUCGUGUCGGGCGUGAAAAUAAGUGGGGCGUUAAAUCUUGUAAGUGUAAGGAUAUAUAUUUUUUAAGUUUGCGUGUAUUUUCUCUAACUAAUCGUUUUAAUGUCCAAUUCAAUUGAAAAAUUUUAAUGUAGUGCCCUUGUUUCAGAACAUAAUAGUAAACUGGCUAAUGGAAAAAAAAAAUUGUCUUAAGUGGUUUUUUGUGACAAUACUACUGAUAAUUAUUGCAAGAAUCUCAAAGGAAUUUUCUAGUUUAUAAAUGCUAUGAGGGGCACUAAUUUUUAAGAAUAUUUAAUCUGGAGGAAAGGGAUUACUGUUCUUAGCAGAGAGGAUUGAAGAUUUUGGGGAAAUCACUGCCUUUUUAAAUAGAAAAAAGGAUUACUUUUCCCUUCGAGGUAGUAGAAGGGACCACUGCAAAAGAAAUAUCCCAUGUAUCACCCAUCAUUGAAUAAUAUGUCAGUAUUUUAAAUGUUUUUCUUGGAUUUUGCAUCUGCCUGUAUCACAGAUGUAUUUUUGUCACAGUUGUGAAUGGCUGAUAAUUGUAUUUGGGGCUACGUGUUUCUGUAAUGCUUGCAGAAAGACGCUGUAAUCAGCGUUAAAUGUAUCGUGCUACAUUUCGGACAAGUUCUGAGCUUCGCGUUGGCGAGGAAACUAAUGAAUAUGCACAAGCUAGCUUCUGUGAUCCAUUUGUUGCAUGAGAAUCAACAUUUUUGAGAAGUAUUUGUUAGCGAACAUUUUUGUAGUGGAGGGAGGGGUUGUUUACUCUCCGUGUGCUUUUAUCGGGCAAGUUACAUAAUUUUUUUAGUUAUUUCUCACCAUUGGAAUGGAUCAAGACAAGCAGGUAGCGGGGAGAGAUUAGCGGAAACUCAACCAAGUGCCAUUAUAACUGGGGAGACAUUUCCGAUAGCGUAACUCAUUGGAACAGUGUUGUAAACCAUCAGUGUAUUGAAUGAGAAUUUAGAGACUGACUGUGUAGCCAUUCCUAAAUUUGUAGUGAUUUUAGGAUCUUUUAUAACUCCACCAUGCCUCCCCUCUAUCACUAACUCUCACUAACAACAAACUUCACUUACUCCCAUACCUAGUUGCCUUGAAAAUUCCUGUCAUUUCCCUAACCAAUGGGAUGGAUGUUAAGUCUUGCAGAGUCUUUUUUUGUGUGUGUUUCCUUGAAAUGUCUAUUUUUGCAUACUGUUUUUGUAGUUUUUUGCCUGUUUCAGAUGAUUUGGUUGUUUGUUUUUUAGUAGAUGAUCAACUUGUGCUUAGUAUAGAAGUGAGUAAGCCUGAGCAUUCUACACUGUAAGCUAGGUGAUCUGAGGUAAAAUAAAAAUUAGUUCUUACUGGACAA